GUUCCUUUAAAAUGGAAGAGAUAUGUAAGCUUGAUUUAGCUGACGAACAAAGGAUGAAGCAGUCUGUGAAAAUGCAAGGGCCUUCUGCAUCUAUGGGUUUCAUGGGAGUUCUGUGUUUGGUGGCCUGUUUUACCUUUUCAUAUGGAGAAGCAGAAGUUCAGGGAACCCAAAUGCCUGAUUCCAGCUAUGCCAACAGAACGACAGAACAACAGACAGGUUGCGGGAACAAGUCGGAACACUGCAACUCUUUUUGCGUAUUUUGUGACUUAAGUUUUCGAGAGAGGAAUUUGUGCUACGAAUGGUUGAUUAAUCAAAUGUGCUUUGAGCCUUUCAAUAAGAGUAUGUCUACUUUGAACCCCAAAGAGUUCUGCCAGUGGAAUAGCAUAAAGAGCCCUUAUGAUAAAUUCACCAUAUGCACAGAGGAGAGAGCUGACUGCCUAUUAAUCCCCUGGCCCAACAAGCUGGUGGAGAGAAUGUUUGUGGAGAUCCACUCAAACUAUUUCAAGUCCUGUCCUACGCAAGAAUUGGAUGACCCUCCUCCUAGCAUUGUAUUCGCCCUGGUUAUGACCCCCAUCUGUCUCAUCCCGGUCAUGGUGGUGCUAGUGGUAAUGAAGACCAAAAAUGGAGAUCGUCGCACAUAACACCAGAUAGCAUCCAGUUUGGGCUGUCUUUCUGAUUCAAUUAUGGAUGCAACCGUGCCCAAAAAUAAUAACUUUUACACACCCAAAAAAAUCUGCCACCAGCAAGUCAAAUACGUUUAUGUCAUGUACUUUAUGUCAUAUGCUUUUAAGUAUCUGAGCCAUUAAUGGGGUGUGAUAUGACUUUGUGGUUAAGAAAUUGGACUUGUAAUUGGUUUUUGUUUAUAUGGAUGUUGUGUGUGUGUGUGUGUGUGUGUGUUGGGUCUGGCAGAAAUGUUGAUGGUUCUGUUCUAUGGCAUCUUGUAAGGCUUAAAAGUAGCACAGUAGCACAAAACAUGACUUGCUUUGCAGUGUAAAGUUAAUGAUAUAUGGAAAUAGUGAGUAUAAUGUAGCCAGAAACAUUGUGUUUGUGUUAUGAUUUCUCACCCAUGGGAAACUCCCUUUACUUGACCCUACCUCAAAUUUGGGGGUCUAAUGAAAAAGCAACCAUUUCCUAUCUACAAUACUUUUGCUAUUUGUUAAUUAUUCUAAUUAUUAAGCUAUAAUCUUCAUAUUUAUUGUAUUUUUUCUAUUUUAUUCAUUGUAAACAUGAGACAUUCAUUUAAGUAAUUCAGUUACCACUGUUUAGAGAUUGCACAAUUUGGUGUGAAUGUUUGCCUAGUUAAACACACCUGUGAAAUAGCUUCUGGAAUCAGAGAGUAAAGCUAAGGUUGCCACACUCAUUAAGGUAUACCAGUAGCAACUGCACUGAAUAAAAAUGGCUACCAUAGUUACUUCCAUUGGGAUUACUGUUGCGACAUAUAGGGCAUAAUCAAUUAUAUGUCCCCUUUCUUAACCGCUGUCAGUUGCUAUGUGACACUUUUCACAUGGUGGUCAUGUGGAGGAAUCACAAUACUUCAGAAACCACCCACAACACUGAAGGGGGCUCUAGUGGCACUUUGAUAAGGCACUACAGGGAAUAGUGUUUUAAACAAGGAAUAGGUUGCCUCAUGUAUGGCAGUCAUAAGGGAACAACAUCAAACCGCUUCAGAAUAUAGCCUUUACCUUGCUGUCAGCUGGUAAACACAGAAAAAUCCGCAUGCGUUUAUCAGGAAUCAGCUGAGCUGAUGAGGUUAAGCUUCAUUAAAGACUAGAGCUGUGGGUCCAUUUGCACUCUGUAGUUUUCACACUAGUAAGUAUUCACUCCUGUACUUUGCUCUGGAGAUAAUGUUCAUUCAUGGCUUGAAAUCUGAAGAUUUUAUGUGGGAAUUACUUGGAAAUUAUUAUAUUUUUUACAGAAACGAGCGUGGAUUGAUAUUCAGCCACAGAAAAGUAGUUAUAUUUUUUGACUGGCAGCUUUUGUCUUUGAAUGUCUCACUCUUGAUGGGAAGGCAGACAUGAGGCAGUUGCUUGGAUGAAACCGACUGGAAGCUUUGUGAAUUACUUCUUCUUUUUUUAAUAAGAAAGCAGUAUGAUGACACAGGGUUCAGAGAGGAUCUGUCAUAGUUUUGUUGUGGAAGACAAUCAGGGUGAGAUGCUGGGGACAAUAGCAGGAAUCAUAUUUGUCCAAAUGACUUUCCUGGCAUUGUCCGCACACUGGCUUCCUUCACAGCCAAAAGUGCUGACGUUCCUCUUUCCUUUUGUCAAAGUGCUGGUGGACGCAUGCUUGAAAGUUGAAUCAGGCAUUAGAUUUAAGCUUAAUUUGGAAUGAGACUCUAAGAGACUAAGUGGAUAUGGUGGACCUAGGACUGUAUACAAUUAAUAUUUGUUCUUAACACUGACUUCAAGAUUCAAGAAUUACAUCUUUUCUUCAACACCUCAGCCGUAGCUGGUUAGUUUUAGUGAUUGAUGAAUUCAGAAAACUGUGUUUGGGAAGAAAAAAAACAAAAACAAAUCAUGGAUGUAAUAAUUAUAAGUCAACGUUAUGGCCAAAUGUUGUUUGAAUUCAAGCCCUUAUCUUUUAAUGACAAUGAAGCAAAAACUGAAAAUGUAAAUCAAUAGGCAGUAUUAUGACAUGCUUAAAUUUUAGUUAUCUUUUAAGUGCUAAUGUAACAUUACAAAAUAAAUGAAGCAAAGUGUUUUUCUAAAUGCUGUUCAUGACAUUAAUGUUAAAAAUACUCAAAUGUUCAGUGCCUGGCUUUAAUUAAUGAUGUAUUAAUAUAUCAUGUAUCUUACUGUAUGUGAGAAAGUCCAAACUGUAUUGAAGUGCCUGUGAAACAGCUUUUAUACUUUAAUGUAUACAUAGCUGCUGCUCACCUCCAUUGUCAAUCCAUAUGAACAUAUAAAUAAAUUCUUCCAUUGCUGUA
This is a messenger RNA of Anguilla anguilla (European eel), 2923 nucleotides long. RefSeq names its product receptor activity-modifying protein 2-like. Lineage: Eukaryota; Metazoa; Chordata; Actinopteri; Anguilliformes; Anguillidae. The record is from RefSeq and is a predicted model, not a curated record. Gene Ontology annotation, biological process: regulation of G protein-coupled receptor signaling pathway; protein localization to plasma membrane; intracellular protein transport. Bases 12 to 641 code for a protein of 209 amino acids. Gene Ontology annotation, molecular function: coreceptor activity. The transcript has 5 exons. Gene Ontology annotation, cellular component: signaling receptor complex; membrane; cell surface.